Lates calcarifer (barramundi perch) is the source of this 2433-nucleotide messenger RNA. Its product is annotated as transmembrane protein 238-like. Lineage: Eukaryota; Metazoa; Chordata; Actinopteri; Centropomidae. The record is from RefSeq and is a predicted model, not a curated record.
GCCAGGUAGUGCUCUCGGCCCCUCCUCCACCACGCCCCUCCUCUGAGAGCCUCAGCCCGGCGACCUGAGCGGGACUGAGCGCCUCACCUGGCUCACCUUACAGCCGCGCUGAAACUUAAUGCCACAGAACAAAGGUACCGGGAAAUAAGCAGUUAUUGUCAGAGACCUCAGGAGUCACAUAUCCUGCUCUAUGUUGACAUGGAACCAGUGUACCGGGGUCUGGGUCGCUGUGUGUGCUGUUUCUGGCUCGCAGUAGCCUUUGACAUUGUGGGGCUGCUCGUCCUUCUCAUCGGGGUGUUUGUCAACGUGUUUUUCUAUGACCUGCUCAUCUACGCGGGCGCCAUCGUCAUCUUCCUCAGCCUCAUCUGGUGGGUGUUCUGGUACUCUGGGAACAUCGAGGUGCCUCCGGCGGAGCUGGAGGAUGAUGUCGGGCUGCUGAAGAAGGACAAGGGCGGUCUGAGCGGUAUCAGCGGCGCGGUGAGGCGCCUCUCCAGCCGCGUGUCCAGCGGCUUCAGGAACUCUUUCCGCAGGAACGGGGGGCCGUCUGGGACCAGCGGCCGCGCUCGGUCAGCCGCCGGGCCGCCGGUGGCCCCACAGGCGGAACAGGUGGUCGUUGCUAUGGCAACAAUGAACCCGCAGGAGAAUACCCCACACACCGCUGUCUCCUCAGUGGCGGGCUGUGACAUAGAGAUGCCGCACACUACCACAGAGACUUCACCUACAUAAAUAGACCUAGGCCGACAGGUGAGGGCCUGCACACUCUGCCUUUACUCCGUAUGGGCCUAAAGUAACACACCAGGCUGAGGACAUGAGGAGCGUGGAAACGGGAGGGUUCAGUGUUGAAUCCUGACUGGUGUGACCCCUACAUUUAAAACCUACCUACAGUGUGGUUAUGUUUUCUGUAGGUUUUUGAAGGCUAACUGUGCACUUCCGUCUCUAAGUGAUACUGAGGUCGUUUCAGAAAUAUAAUUCUAAUUCUAAUGAAGAAACUCAAAUCUUGUUUCACUUCAUUUUUUUCAGUAUGUUGAACCUAAAAUCUGUCAAAUUUAGAUUAAUAUAUAUAUAUAUAUAUAUAUAUAUAUAUAUAUAUAUAUAUAUAUAUAUAUAUAUAUAUAUAUAUAUAUAAGAUCAAAACAGCAACAGUUUGGAGUGUUUGUGUGUUUGAUGCUUGAUAUGAAACUAACAGGUAAAACGUCCUGACAUUAUUGACACAAGAAGAUACAAUGGUCCUGUUUUAAAUCAGUUCAUUUUAAGAGAGUUUAACAGCUAAAAAUCACAUUAAUGGUCUUUAUUUAAUGUUAUAUUCUAUAAUACUGUGGUAAAGGUCUUGUUUUAAUGAAGGCUCCCUCUUCACUUAGUUUAACAUUAUUCUUUUUUUCCUGUUUGAUGUAGGUUAAAUGUGGAACUAAAAGGACUACCUGUAGUUAUGGCAGUAAGUCUCUUAUCAUUGGAUAAUCAUUAACCACUGCUCAGUAAAAGACAAGCCCUUAGUUUAAACAAUAGCAGGCUUACCUGAAACUUCCUCGAAAACCCUGUCAUUUCCACUCUGUGCACAAGUUUUAACUUUUUAUCAUUAGUUCUGUGCUGCACUGAACAGAGGACAGCCUGCCCUACAGUGUCCUCAGCUGUCUUCAGCUGACUCCAGUUGAUGCUCAACCUUUUUACUAUUUGUGUGUUGAGAAAUUAGAAUUUGGCAACUUGGAUUCAGUCUGAGAUCAGUAAGGAUCAUUGCAGCAAUUCCAUGACGGUUGCAAAAAUGAUUACAUUAAAUAAAUUAUAGUGAUGUACAUGACCCAAGAAUUACAUCUUCAUAUCACUGUUUGUUAGAAAAAUCAGAAUGAACAUGGGUUCAACCAGAGCAGCUUUUUACAUCGAAGCAAAUAAACCUCAGCAAUUAUCCAGAAUAACUUAGUCUGAACUCAAAGCUUCAGUGUGUAACUUUUUAAAUCUUUUGGUUGAAACAUGAUCCAAAACAUAUUGUAAUGAGGAGAGGUGCUGUCAAAGCUUCUGUGUUCCUGACUCAUUGACUCCAUUUACAUCUAUCAUUAAAGUGUCUUGUAUCCAGAUUGUUUCUAUAUAUGAUUUUAACCUGAUUGCUGAUACAAAAUGUGCUGUGACACUUUCUAUGUGAACAGAAGUUUGUAGUAUUUUUAGAAGAGCAGAAAAUGUACAGUCUCAUGGCUGGAAAGAAUGCCUCCUCAUACCAACUCUGGGGAAGACGGGUUUCCAGUAACCUACUCCACACCCUUCACAGAAAUGAACUGCAAAACAAGCAGUAUUUAGAGGGACUUUAAAAGUUCUAGUCACUGAUAUUUGUAAUCAUAUUUCUGACUGUUUUAAUUAGUAUAUAUGCUUUUAUGUAAUGAUUGUUUUGUGUGACUGAAUUGUCUUGCUGUGAUGUUUUAUACAGUAUAUCUGAAUUGCUGUAAGGUU